UAGUUUUUAUUUAGAUAACAGUUUUUUUAUUUUUAUCUAUUAGUACAGUAUUUUUUCGGUAAAUCAUUGAUUGACUGAUUGACUGGACAUUCAAUUUGAUUUGAUUUAUACAAUAGUAUUACAGUAGUAGCGAUCGAUAAAGUAAUAGUUUUUUUUAUAAAUAUUUUUAAAAAAUAAAACAAUGAAUCGACUGUUGUUUAAUGUAUUGGUCAACCAUUACCGGCAUAGUGGUCCGCCGCUACUGUUUAUAACCGCAUCACUGGUGGCCACAAACAGCUAUUAUCGGCAAAAAAACAACAUUAAUAGUAGUAGUUGUAGUACUAGUAGUAGUAGUCACUGUCGAUUGUGGUCACUGACCGACAGCACUAGCAGCUGCGCAACCAGUUGUCUGCCAUCGCUCAGACGUGUCCUAUUGGCCAACGGUCACGGCUCAGGUGCUGCCGCUGGCGCUGGCGCUGCUUUCAGACCCGAAUGGUUUCAGCCGUACGUAUCCAUACGUAUCAAUUUCCCCGAAUCAGGUUAUCGCGGACCGACCAAAGUACUCGGUGCCGGUGUUAUGUUUGACCAGUCCGGUCUGGUAGUCACCACAAUAUCGGCCAUUGGUUUCUAUAAUAAUUUUUUUGUUAUGUUUCCCGACGGUACGGAAGCCGAAGGUAAACUUGUCGAUUCGGAUCUCAAUCAUCGAUUGGCCAUAAUUAAAGUUGAACAACAAUUGGAUGGCCAACAACAGCCGAUACCCUAUCCGGUGGCCCAGUUUAGCCAUCAGCCGCCCGAUAUUGGCCAACUAGUCUACAGUCUGAGUCAUCCGUUUUUCUAUACGUUCAGCGCCGGCCGUAUCAGUGUCGAGCCAAUGGUUCACCCACGAAACGGUGGUCAACCUAUUAACGGCCAACUCGAAUAUCUGUGGCAUUCGGCUAACAACUGUGCUCUGGGCAGUGCAUUGGUCGACGAAUCCGGCCAACUGGUCGGCCUGGAUAUGAAUCAUCCGUCUGGUCUGAACACCUUAACUGUGUCCAUGUCGGCCAAAGAACUGGAAGGAGUGUUGAACACCAAACGCGACAUCGAUUGCGAUCUCAAGAAACGAUGUAUCGGUGCAGUAGUCGGUUGGUUGGAUCAGAAUAGCCGCGACCAACACCAGCAACGACUUGGUUUACCGCCCAAUAUCCAGAUACCGCAAAACGCUAACGGCGCUAUAGUCUACUAUACGGCCGUCGGGUCGCCCUCUCAUGAGGCCGGUAUCCAAAAGGGAGACAUCAUAACACACGCCGACGGCCUACCGCUCAGCAGUUUGGACGACCUGUUCAUACCAUUUGAACGUGACUUUGAGGUUGAACUGAAUAUAUUCCGGCCGAACGCAACCGGUGGCCAACAGCUUCGGGCGGGUGUCCGUCGGAGGACACGUGACUAUCUAUUGGCAUAAAUAGCAAAAGAGAGAGAGAGAGAGAGAGAGACAAACUCACUCACUCACUCACCCACUCAUUCAAUAUAUAGAUAUAAAUUAUAUCCAUAUGUCUGUCCCCUACCUCCCUCUCUCUCACCCACUAAUUGUCAUUUCAAUUAACAAUAAUAUAUAUAUACUAUCUAU
Oppia nitens is the source of this 1585-nucleotide messenger RNA. RefSeq names its product probable periplasmic serine endoprotease DegP-like. The coding region runs from base 182 to 1420 and encodes 412 amino acids. The transcript is spliced from 4 exons. The record is from RefSeq and is a predicted model, not a curated record. Gene Ontology annotation, molecular function: serine-type endopeptidase activity; protein binding. Gene Ontology annotation, biological process: proteolysis. Lineage: Eukaryota; Metazoa; Arthropoda; Arachnida; Sarcoptiformes; Oppiidae.